UUGAGGUCACACUGUGCACGAGGUUGGACGUGGAGUGGAGUGAAAGCAAAACGGCACUCGUGAUAUGCUAGAAAACCGGCAUAAAAACACCGGGGGGAAAAAUCCAAUCGUACAGUUCCUUAGUUAUAGGCGUGUUGUGAGACACGGAACUGAACACUGUUUUGGUUAGGUAAGCGUGUUCGUUGAGAUCAGUGUGUGUUACUUCCCUUCCAUUUGUUGAGAGAUUUCAAGAUGAAUUGUUCACCAGUUCUAGCCGUUCUCGUCUGCGUGUUUUGCGUGUCAUCGGCGCAGCCAGCUGCCGAUGAAAUCACGUCGUUGCCCGGUGUCAGUGGACCGCUGAGUUCCCGGCAAUACUCGGGCUACCUCAGUGCCUCGGGAACCAUCAAACUUCAUUAUUGGUUUGUUGAGUCGGAGAGAGACCCUCAGAAUGAUCCCUUGGUGCUAUGGAUGAACGGAGGCCCAGGAUGCAGCUCACUAGAUGGCUUCCUGUCCGAACUUGGACCUUAUCAAAUGAAUGCUGAUGGGGCGACCCUACGAGCCAAUCCAUUCAGCUGGAAUCAGGUGGCUAAUGUCAUCUUCCUGGAGGCACCAGCUGGUGUGGGCUUCUCCUAUUCUGAUGACAAAAAUUACACCACAAAUGAUGAUGAGACAUCCAAGAAUAACUACCUGGCACUUCUGGACUUUUUCACCAAGUUCCCCAACAUGGCCUCCAAGCCGUUCUUCGUCACCGGGGAGAGCUAUGGGGGAGUAUAUGUGCCUACUUUGUCUGUCAGAGUCAUGGCCAAUGCUUCAAUCAAUUUUCAGGGUUUUGCCGUCGGUAAUGGUCUGCUUGAUAGAUCUCUCAACCAGCAAACAGCUGUGUACUACGCCUACUACCAUGGCAUCCUUGGUGAAGACGUGUGGGCCCAAUUACAGAAGUACUGCUGUACAAACGGAAACUGUAGCUUUGUUACUCCACCGAAUGCUCAGUGCACUCAAGCGCUGGCAACAGCACAAGGCAUAAUCUUCAACUCUGGCCUCAACCCAUAUGACGUGACCGGUAACUGUGCUGGGGGCGUCCCAGGCACUUCAACCAAGAGAGCUCGCAAGAUGUUCUCUUAUUUCUUUGAAUCGCUUCGCAUGAAUCCACCACAAACGAAGACAAUGUCUUGGUCAUUCGUCAGCGAAAACGUCAUCCCUUGCAUCAACACGACCGCAGAGACAAAUUAUUUGAACCGUCCCGAUGUACGAAUGGCUCUCCAUAUACCUGACGUUGUUCCUAAAUGGACUGUCUGCAGUCAGAUCCCCUACCAACCCCAGUACAACAGCAUGCACAAUCAAUUCAUUGCCCUCCUCCCGAAGCACCGUGGCCUGGUCUACAAUGGCGAUGCAGACAUCAUGUGCAACUACCUCGGAGACCAGAAGUUUGUCGCUGCCCUGAACCGGAAAAUGGUGGGUAAUCGUCGACCCUGGAUUUACGAUCACCAGGUGGCAGGCUUUGUCCAGGACUACGACCAAGUCUCGUUCAUGACGGUGAAAGACGCUGGCCACAUGGUACCCAGUUUCAAGCCUGGUGCAUCCCUGCAAAUGAUCAGUAACUUCUUGAGUAACAAGCCACAGUAAUCAAUCAGUAAUAGACCGGUCCGUUAAGCCCUGCCCACUGUAAACAGGGGCAACAACACGUGCGUCCCUCCAAUGCCAAACUGCAUGUUCCAGUCAAGCGUCAUUCACAUAUGCACACAUGUCAACUUUUGUGCGAGCACAUUUAAAAAUGAUCAAUCACCUUUGUGAUUGUUCAAAACUUAUGAGGCUGGGCUUAAUGGAUCGGUGUAUUUCAGACUGAUGUUCUGGAGUUGCACUGAAUCAAAGUAUUCCAAAGUCUGGAGUUAACCAAACUAAAAGUUCAUUGUUUGAAACAUGUAGGAGGUACUAUGUACAUGUAUAAAGAUCUGACGAGUCCAGAGUCUAGUCAAUGGAACGUAUUAAGUUCAAUUCUGGAACCAAAGUCUGUUUAUGUUGACUUGAGUCACUUUGAAGACUAUUUUGAUUGUUGCAACUCUGGAGUGCUUGUGAAACAACGCUGAAACUCUUACUUACCUAAUUACUUUUUUCCCGUUAUCUGAAGUAGGUGCAGUUCUAGGCUACAUAUUUUUAGUAGCCUAAAUGAAAACCUAAUGAAUGCAUUAAUUUGUUUAGCAUUGAUUUUUCAGAUUUUUCUCCAAAAAUUCUGUAUAAAAAUUGGAAGUGGGUGUGGAGUGGGAUUCCAGGAGACAUAUGCUUAAUUACAUUAGCUUAAUUACAAAAAUGUCUGUAUACAGUUCUGAUGAAGGCUAGAUGAUUUUGUUUCAGCCCCAUCGACAACUCAUAGAACUAUACUUGAUUUCAAGACUAGGUUUUAAUUUUCUCUUUUCAAUUUUGGACGGGCUUAAAAGUACUUAUUUUUUUUCGAUUUGGCUAAUUAACUUAAUAAACUUGGCUAAUAAAAUUAUUGUUUUUAAUCAGUUAUUUUAUAUAACCAUUUCCAAUUCAGAUAUGAAAGCCAAAGAUAAAAUGCAUACACCUUAGCGUAUUUAUCCACCUAAGCGUAGUUUUAGAUGAUCAUAAAAAGGUAUUUCAUGGUGUGUGAGAACUACUGAAAGACGUUUUAAUGUAAUACUAUAGUCUUCAUUAUGAAGAAAUUCAAAUGAAAAGUGGGCUAUUAAUCUUCAAGCCCAGUUCAUACUGAAAUCCAAAAUGCAAUUGUUUAUGAAAUAUGAAAUGAAUCUGACAUCAACAAGUUGGUGGUGAAAACCAGAAAUGGAAUGUCUUCAGUUUCUGCAAAAUACUUGCCGUGACGUCACCAAUUCACAGUCAUGUUGUCUGUUCCGAUUAUGAAUGGCCUUUAGGCCGUCUUGCCCUUUAUUUUUUCCUGUAGUCUCUAACUAACUUGUAGCCCUAAGUUAAUAUGCAAGUCACUGCAAGCAAUAUCUAGCAACUCUUGCACGGAGCUUAAAUGAACAUCAAACAUGAUUUCUUUGUUUUCAAAUCUAGAGAUUAAUUUGAGUGGCAAUAGAUUUUUAGGCUUUUAUGGCGGCAAGUGUCACCUUAGAAAGUGCCUUUCUCGGGAUGAAUUCGCGGUAAAAAAUAUCAAGAAGUGUACCACAGAAAGAAGUCCAUUGCUUCCAAUGUACAUGCCAAGUAUUUAUAUAACAGACUAUUUCAACAUAUAACAGGAAAGCGCAUGUUGAAACUCCGCAAUUAUUUAUCUUCAUUCAUGUUCUUAGCAACUUAAUAUCCUUGUUAGGAAAUUCUUCCAUUCUGCGCUUUUGUAAGAGGGCGCAUAAUGUACAUGUCUUUGUGCAAUAUGGCUGUUUUAUUGUGAGCAAUUACACAGUACACAGACUUCCUGGGUGGUUCUGACUUCCUGGUUCUGACUUCCUGGUAGCUGCAGUCGACUCUCGUUUAGUACAAACACUGUUAAUACAAAUUCUGGUUAUAACAAACAUAAAGGCUUGGUCCCGACUGUGCAUUUAUGUGCACAAUGAAUGGAACUGAUGCUCCUCUUAAUACAAAAUUCUGAUAUAACAAACAUUUUGGCUAGGUCCGGCCGAGUCCGGCAAAGUUUUGAAUAGUGGGAACACUUACUUGACA
Messenger RNA from Patiria miniata (bat star), 3609 nucleotides. RefSeq names its product lysosomal protective protein-like. The transcript has 9 exons. Gene Ontology annotation, biological process: proteolysis. The coding region runs from base 232 to 1602 and encodes 456 amino acids. Gene Ontology annotation, molecular function: serine-type carboxypeptidase activity. The record is from RefSeq and is a predicted model, not a curated record. Lineage: Eukaryota; Metazoa; Echinodermata; Asteroidea; Valvatida; Asterinidae.